Messenger RNA from Protobothrops mucrosquamatus (brown spotted pit viper), 716 nucleotides. RefSeq names its product transmembrane protein 204 (gene TMEM204). The transcript is spliced from 3 exons. The record is from RefSeq and is a predicted model, not a curated record. Lineage: Eukaryota; Metazoa; Chordata; Lepidosauria; Squamata; Viperidae. The coding region runs from base 1 to 681 and encodes 226 amino acids.
AUGACGGUCCAGAAACUGAUCGCCACAGCCGUGUUGGUCGCGCUGGUGUCCCUGAUUCUCAACAACGCGGCUGCCUUCACUCCCAACUGGGUGUACCAGACCUUGGAGGAUGGGCGUAAGCGCAGCGUGGGGCUGUGGAAGAUGUGCUGGCUGGCAGAGAAGGGCAAAGGAGGUGUGGGCGCAGGUGCCAAGCACGGGCAAGGGGUGGAGCAUGAAUGCGAAGCCCUGGGCUGGGGUUCAGAGCCCGCUGGCUUCCAGGAGUCCCGAAAUACUGUCAAACUGCAAUUUGACAUGAUGCGUGCCUGCAAUUUGAUUGCCACCGUGGCCUUGACAGCCGGCCAGCUCCUCUUCGUGUUGGGAUUGGUAGAGCUGCCCAUUAUUUCCCAGGAUACCCAGUGGUGGGAAGAAGCCAUCGCUGCUGUGUUCCAGCUUGCCAGUUUUGUUCUGGUCAUUGGUCUGGUGACUUUCUAUCGUAUCGGACCCUACACCAGCCUAUCCUGGUCUUGUUAUCUGAACAUUGGGGCGUGUCUCUUAGCCACAUUGGCUGCCGCCAUCCUGAUCUGGAACAUCCUUCACCGUCGGGAGGACUGCAUGGCGCCCAAAGUCAUCGUGAUCAGCCGCACGCUGACCGCUCGCUUUCGGCGAGGGCUGGAGAACGACUACGUCGAGUCCCCGUGCUGAGAACACGUAGAUGGGAAGAGGGAGAUGAUUCAACC